Molecule: messenger RNA, 415 nt
Organism: Aspergillus pseudonomiae
Lineage: Eukaryota; Fungi; Ascomycota; Eurotiomycetes; Eurotiales; Aspergillaceae
Exons: 1
Coding region: 115-330 (71 amino acids)
Source: RefSeq, a predicted model, not a curated record
AUAACUUUAUUUCUUGGCUUUAAUCACGCACAGGAGAUUGGACGUAGAUACGGAAUAGAUCAGUUGGACCGAUUUUAUACGGGAUGAAAGUGUCGGUGCAUAAAGUUGUCCCAGAUGACAAACGUUUUUUUUUCUCUUUUCUUUUCUUUUCUUUUCUUUUCUUUUCUUUUCUUUUUUUUUGUGCUGCUUGCCUUUUCUUCUUUUUUGGCCUUUUUACCCUUUUCUCGUUCUCUGGUUUUAGACAUCAAACUAGUAAUAGGUACAAACGUUAAUGCACUGCCCUUCCGAUUGAAUUCAAAAGUCAAUGACAGCACCACUGAUCAAAAGUAGUAAUUUCGAGUCGGACCAUCAGAUGAGGGGGUUGAUUACCAAAUCGAGUGCACGGGACCUCAGCCCUACGGCCGCGAGAGUUCAU